CACUUCCUAGAGCUUUUCGGUUGGCGGCUGCUGCUGCAGUCCUGUGGGUUGCCUGGCCCCAAGCGGCAGUGACAUGGAGGAAUUCGACUUCGAAGACUUCUCCACCUCGGAGGAGGAUGAGGACUACGUGCCGUCGGGUGGAGAGUAUAGUGAAGAUGAUGUAAAUGAAUUAGUGAAGGAAGAUGAAGUGGAUGGUGAAGAGCAGACACAGAACACGAAAGGGAAAAAGAGAAAGGCUCAGAGCAUUCCGGCCAGGAAGAGAAAACAAAGUGGCCUCUUGUUAGAAGAGGAAGAAGAUGCCAUGGCUGAAUCUGGAGGAAGUAGCAGUGAGGAGGAAGAUGAAACAGAAGAGCAGGAGAAAGGUAUUGGGUCAGAGGAUGCAAGGAAAAAGAAGGAGGACGAGCUCUGGGCCAGCUUCCUCAACGAUGUGGGACCAAAACCAAAAUUAGCCUCCAGUACACAGGCAAAGAAAGGAGAGGAGGCUGAAAAGAUGAAUUCAAAUAAAUUGUUGGUCAAAACAGAAGAGCUGGAGAAACCUAAAGAAACCGAAAAAGUAAAAAUCGCCAAGGUGUUUGAUUUUGCUGGUGAAGAAGUAAGGGUGACUAAGGAAGUGGAUGCUACAUCUAAAGAAGCCAAAUCCUUCUUCAAGCAAAAUGAGAGAAAACCACAGGCUAAUGUCCCUUCAGCUGUGCCGUCACUCCCUGCUGGGUCAGGGCUGCAGACCUCCCUGGAGGUUGGGAGCCAUGGUGGGCUCCCGUGGUCCAUGGGUUUCCAUGGGAUGCGGCCAGGCUUCGUACUGCUGCUGCCAUGGCCCAUGGGCAGAGUCAGCCAGGCAGGCUGGCAUUAG
Messenger RNA from Sciurus carolinensis (gray squirrel), 847 nucleotides. Its product is annotated as craniofacial development protein 1-like. The record is from RefSeq and is a predicted model, not a curated record. Lineage: Eukaryota; Metazoa; Chordata; Mammalia; Rodentia; Sciuridae.